Molecule: messenger RNA, 978 nt
Organism: Nannospalax galili (Upper Galilee mountains blind mole rat)
Lineage: Eukaryota; Metazoa; Chordata; Mammalia; Rodentia; Spalacidae
Product: olfactory receptor 5V1-like
Exons: 1
Coding region: 17-970 (317 amino acids)
Biological process (GO): G protein-coupled receptor signaling pathway
Cellular component (GO): membrane
Molecular function (GO): G protein-coupled receptor activity; olfactory receptor activity
Source: RefSeq, a predicted model, not a curated record
GAAACCAGCUGACAUCAUGGAAGGAAAGAAUCAAACGGCUCCAUCUGAAUUCAUCAUCCUGGGGUUCUCCAACCUGAGUGAGCUACAGCCUUUCCUCUUCAUCAUCUUCCUUCUGACUUACGUGUGCACUCUGGGAGGGAACGUCUUCAUCAUCUUUGUGACCAUGGCUGAUUCACACCUACACACCCCCAUGUAUUAUUUCUUAGGGAACCUGGCCUUUCUUGACAUCUGCUACACCACCACCAAUGUCCCCCAGAUGAUGAUUCACCUUCUGUCAGAGAAGAAAAGCAUUUCCUACGGCGGCUGUGUGGCUCAGCUCUUUGCAUUCAUUUUCUUUGUCGGAUCAGAAUGUCUCCUCCUGGCAGCUAUGGCAUAUGAUCGUUACAUCGCCAUCUGCAAGCCCUUGAGGUAUUCAGUCGUCAUGAGAAAGGAGCUGUGCCGCCAGCUGUCAGCCUCGUGCUGGACGGGUGGAUUCCUCAACUCACUGGUGCACACGAUUCUCACCUUCCGCCUGCCCUUCUGUGGCAACAAUCAGAUCAAUUACUUCUUCUGUGACAUCCCCCCUUUGCUGAUCUUGUCCUGUGGGGACACUUCCAUCAAUGAACUGGCUUUGCUCUCCAUUGGAGUCUUUAUUGGGUGGACUCCUUUCUUGUGCAUCGUCCUUUCCUACCUCUACAUCAUCUCCACCAUUCUGAGGAUCCGCUCCUCAGAGGGCAGGCACAAAGCCUUUUCUACAUGUGCCUCCCACCUGCUCAUAGUUCUUCUGUAUUAUGGCAGUGCCAUCUUCACAUAUGUGCGGCCCAUCUCCUCUUACUCACUGGAGAAAGAUAGACUGAUCUCAGUGCUGUACAGUGUUGUCACUCCCAUGCUGAACCCAGUCAUUUACACACUGAGGAACAAGGACAACAAAGAAGCUGUGAAGACUAUAGGGAGAAAGUGGCAGCCACCAGUUCUGUCUUAUGAUCUGUGACCUACUUA